This is a messenger RNA of Saccharomyces eubayanus, 1302 nucleotides long. RefSeq names its product Rba50p (gene RBA50). Gene Ontology annotation, cellular component: nucleus. Lineage: Eukaryota; Fungi; Ascomycota; Saccharomycetes; Saccharomycetales; Saccharomycetaceae. The record is from RefSeq and is a predicted model, not a curated record. The coding region runs from base 1 to 1302 and encodes 433 amino acids. The transcript has a single exon. Gene Ontology annotation, biological process: transcription by RNA polymerase II.
AUGGAUCUAUUGGGCGAUAUAGUAGAAAAAGAUACUUUAAACGUAGUCGAAAGCAACGACAAUGAUGCUCCUAUGGCCAGCAACUCCAAGACGGGAUUCCCUGAAUUGUACAGACCCCAAAAAAUAUCUUCCUGGAAAGAAAGAUUAAGAGAGAAAAGAGCUCAAAGGAAGGACUCUGGGGCUAAAGAGGCUAAAAAACAACAAGUGGCCACUGCUGCUCCGCGAUCCGAGGCAAAAUCCAUUCAUGAAGAAAAUAUCAAAGUCUUGCAGGAGAUGACCGAUGAGCAAAUAAUGAACGAACGCCAGGACCUGUAUGAUUCGUUGGAUCCUAAAUUGAUUGCCAAUCUUCUGAAAAACAUAAACAAGAGAGCUAAAGACGAAACCGAUACUCCAUUAUUUGCGGAAAUAGAAGGUGCGUCCGGCACCUGGGUCGGUGGCAAUAAGCAAGGCAUUAAUAAUCUACCGCCUUUGGAAGACGAAGACGUGGAUGCUGCUUUAGAUAUCAGACCUAAAUCUAGUACGAACGCAAAGCACGUUGCAUUUGAAGAAGAAGAAGAAGAAGAAGAAAACGAUAACGAUGCCGAUGAUGUUGCGCCUUUGGAUUUCCAAAUGGCACAAAGCAUUGAUCACAUGAAAAACGAAGAUCUUUUCAAAGACGUUCAUUUCAUAAAGGAAGAGAAGCAAAACGAAAUAGAUUUGGAGAAACUAGACAUCAAUGACCCUGAUUUCAAUGACAAAUUGCACGAUAAGUACUUCCCGGAUCUGCCCAAAGAGGUCAAUAAACUGAAAUGGAUGCAGCCUAUCCGCCAGGAGGAAAACAAAACUCGCAUUAUCGAAGACGUUUUCGAGUGUAGGUUCGAUUUUAGCGGUAAUCUUGUUCCACCCACAAGACAAAUAGAAUCUACCGUUCAUUCUGGCUUGCACCAUCAUAGCGACUCGCCCGAACUGGCUGGUUACACCAUAGUCGAGCUAGAACAUUUAGCAAGAUCUACUUUCGCAUCUCAAAGGUGUAUUGCCAUACAAACCCUGGGGAGAAUCCUUUACAAACUAGGCCAAAAGAGCUACUACCAACUAGUGCCGGAGAUCGAUGCAGAGACAUACAAAGAAGAUGGGAGUAUAUCCAACGUUAUGGAUAAGAUUUAUUCCAUGUUUUGGGAUUUGAUUAUAGAUGGCAAAAUCAUUGAAUCACUGGAAAUUGCCUCGGAUGAAAAAUAUACUAGAAAUCUAUCAGUAAGAAAUUAUGCUAUUGACGCACUUUGGCUAUGGAAACAAGGCGGCGGAGACUUUAGAGUCAAGAAAUAG